Molecule: messenger RNA, 1302 nt
Organism: Drosophila virilis
Lineage: Eukaryota; Metazoa; Arthropoda; Insecta; Diptera; Drosophilidae
Source: RefSeq, a predicted model, not a curated record
UAUACUAAAUAGGGUCGGAGAUGUGUCCUUCUAUGCGUUGCAUACAUAAAUAUUUGGAACUUAGGGAAACAAUACAAAGCUGUUUACAGGGUAUGCUCUAGUCGGUCAGUCCCAACAUUAUCACGCUUACCUUCUUGUUUUUGCUGCAGUCUAUUUGUGUUGUGGUCAUCGCUGAUAUGGCGACGCGCUGGCCCUCAUUUGCCUAACGGCCAGGCGUCCUCGCGCUGGUUGCGCGCGCUGUCAGUUUGGCGACAACAAUGAGCACGGCCAGAACGACGACCACGCUGAGCACGGGCAGGACGACACGCUAGCCUUUAUCGAUUUUCAGAGGACACACUCAUUGGGGAGCCUUGCGCGUGAUUGCAAAUCAAAAAUUGGCCCACACACGCACAGUCGGUGGUCGGGUCCGGUGCCGCAUUGAUUGGCAGCUGGGAGAGCUGGGCGUCUGCGCCUCCUGCGCGGCCCCCUUAAAACGGCCUACACAUGAGCAUGCUGGGCUUUGUCUACUUGGUGCUCAUACUGGGCUGGAUAUUGAUCGUGUUGUUUCUCAAGUGCAAAAAGUCGCUGUCGGCGCCAUUUCGCUUCGGCGAAAACUAUACGGAUGCCAUUGCGGAGACGAACGUCGAGCGUCGUCCCUCGGUGCAUGUGAUCCAGCUGCAGAGCGAGGAUAUCGAGCAGGAGGAUCACUAUAUGAACAAUUUUCAUCGGCAGUCGGACAAUUUGCAGCGCUACUCGCAUCGAUCCACGCUCGAAGAGCGCGCCAUUGAGCGCACAUAUCCCACGGAUGCGGUCAUUAAUCCCGCCUACCUGCACGACGAGGAUUAUGUGAUUAAUGCGCCGCCGCCAUCCUAUGAAGAGGUAAUGCGCCAGCCGCAGGUCUAUCCGCAGGUGCGACACAAUAAUCAUAAGAUUAGCGAUCUAAGCAUUUGAGCUUGAGCUAAAACUAGGCUAUCUCUGUAUAUAUGUAGUUUUUGUCAGCUGUGAUUUCUCAUAUUUAAAUAUAUAUGUUUGUAUCUAAAUACAUUCAUUUACUACCAAUUACAAAUCAAUGCGUAUUUCAUAUAUUUAUUUGUUGAGGGGCCAUGACAACAAAAUCAAUUCAAUUGAUUCUACAAUUGCCGCCAUCGCAUUAGCAAUAACAUUAAUUAUACACAUAUAGAAAAUGUACAAAAUGAUUUUACAUAUGAUUACAAACAAACAAUCAGUCAAAGUGUGUGUGUGUGUUUGUGUGUGUGUGUUAAGUUGUAAAUAAAUAAUAAGAUGAAAGUGUGUCGUACAAAAUAAACCGAGAAAAAACAUAAA